Molecule: messenger RNA, 4267 nt
Organism: Chiloscyllium plagiosum (whitespotted bambooshark)
Lineage: Eukaryota; Metazoa; Chordata; Chondrichthyes; Orectolobiformes; Hemiscylliidae
Product: E3 ubiquitin-protein ligase MARCHF4-like
Biological process (GO): protein ubiquitination
Molecular function (GO): ubiquitin-protein transferase activity; zinc ion binding
Source: RefSeq, a predicted model, not a curated record
UUGUUAUGUGUAUUUGGAAUUCCCUUCCUCAAGCCACAGUGGAUGCAGAAUGUUAAGUAUUUUUAAGGCAGACUUGGAUAGAUCUUGAUUAUCGGGGAUAUGCAGAAACGUGGAGGUUAAAAUUAGGUCAGCCAUGAUCUUACCGAACAGUACAACAGAAUCGAAGGGCCGAAUGGUUCACUCCUUUUUCCUUCUUCAUAUCAAUCACAUAAUUGUUAAAAAUACUUAAUCGGAGAAUCACAAUACAAAUAAAUCAAUUAUAAGCCUGUCAACAAUAUAAUCAGAGAAUUAUACUGUUUUGAAUUGUGGUUUAUACAAUCAAAUAAUCCCAGAAUCUGAGAAGCACAUACAAUCUGAUGAAAUAAUUGUAGUACCAUUCGAUUACAAAAACAUGGAGUAAAUUAAUCCAAACCGCACAAUCCCUUUCCACUGUCCCCAUCAAAAACUUGCAGCUCAGGUACAGCAUAGAGAUAGAUACAAAAUAUAUGGAGGACAGUGGGAGGUGGGGGUGAAGGUAGGGAUGAGGGAAUCGGUUGGUAUUGGUGACGCUGUUGCUGAGCUGCAAGUGACAAUUGUUUGAAUCCGGAAACAGAGAUGACUGGCUUAUUGAAGUUUCAAUAUAUAAGAUAAUGUGGAUGCAGCGAGAGGCAAGCGACGAAAGGCCGCCUUAAGAAGCCAGGAGGAAGAGGCGGGGUGGGAGAGAGGCCGCUUUAAGAAGGGCCGGGAGGCGGGAGCUGUCCCGGAUUCGGUGCUGAAAUGAGCAGCUGCUCGAAGCAGAGCUUCGGUAUUCCCUGCACAGCGGACUUCAAGAGGCUGAAGGUGGAACCGUGUGGAAUUGAGGAGCCACCAGAUUGGAUCACCGAAUAUGAACCGGAAUUAAAGAGAAGCCGGAGACAGGGAGCGCCAGAAACUGAAAAAUCAACACAAAGGGCCCGGAGAUCCCGGAGAGAUGGGACACGGAGUGUAACCCGGAGUAGAGCCGGAACAGGAGCAGACCCCCAGCUGGAGCUGACGCUCACAUCGAAUCGGCGCAGCUUUCUGAUCCCGGUAUAAACCGGAUGAAAUGACGAUGCAUUUAUUCCGAUUGCUCGAUACUGACUCGAGUGGAUCUGAAAUCAACUUCAUAUUUGCUUCGUGUUUUUGACUCCCAAAGUCCGGAAGCUGCUUCUUGGCGAUUGUUACCGUUCGCAGAGAAAAAACUGCAACAUUCACCAAGAAACCGAUCCAUAUUUCACCAGAUUCCUAGCCCCGAGGCCGGAUGCUGGCCCCCGUGCUCGGUGCGGUCUAUCCCCCGGAGUCGGUGAGGUCUAUCCCCCGGGCUCAGUGAGGUCUAUCCUCCGGGCUCGGUGCGGUCUAUCCUCCGGGCUCGGUGCGGUCUAUCCCCCGGAGUCGGUGAGGUCUAUCCCCCGGGCUCAUUGAGGUCUAUCCCCCGGGCUCGGUGAGGUCUAUCCCCCGGAGUCAGUGAGGUCUAUCCCCCGGAGUCAGUGAGGUCUAUCCCCCGGGCUCGGUGAGGUCUAUCCCCCGGAGUCAGUGAGGUCUAUCCCCCGGAGUCAGUGAGGUCUAUCCCCCGGCCUCGGUGAGGUCUAUCCCCCGGGCUCGGUGAGUUCUAUCCCCCGGGCUCGGUGAGUUCUAUCCCCCGGGCUCGGUGAGGUCUAUCCCCCGGGCUCGGUGAGGUCUAUCCCCCGGGCUCGGUGCGGCCUGUAUUUGAAGCCUGAUCAGGGCUUGUUCUGUUGCUGAGCUGCACAUUGUUUGAUCACAACACACAGAUGUUGCGCCAAGUCCGCCUCAAGUGCCGCUGCCGCCUGUUGUUCAGUGACCUAAAAGGUUUUCUACUCCGGCGCCCCCCUCCUCCUCCUCCUCCUCCAGUGAUGAAUUACGACCGAAUCUCAAGGCCGACCAACAACGGGCUCCUGACCAACAACAACACACUGCUCCCGGCUGCGAAAGGGGGCAAGUGGCGGGCUCCAGGGGAGGAAUGCCCUGAGGAACAGGAACACGGGGCCUAUGAGCAGCCCAUGCCCUUAGUGAGCCCAUCAGCCGAGGAAUCUUACCGAAGGAAAUGUGAGGAUGGAGUGUCUUUAAGCAGCAGCAGCAUUGCCAGUGGCUGUCGCUCUCCUCAGUGCCGCAUCUGUUUCCAGGGCUCCGAGCAGGGGGAUUUGCUGAGUCCAUGUCGCUGUGCUGGAUCUGUUCGUUGUACACACCAACCCUGCCUGAUAAAGUGGAUCAGUGAGCGAGGAUCCUGGAGUUGUGAGCUGUGUUACUACAAAUACCAUGUCAUUGCCAUUAGUGCCAAGAACCCCCUUCAGUGGCAGGCAAUAUCUCUGACGGUGAUUGAGAGAGUUCAAAUUGCAGCUGCAAUUCUCGGCUCCUUGUUCCUCAUUGCAAGCAUUUCCUGGCUCAUCUGGUCAACAAUCAGCCCAUCAGCAAAGUGGCAGAGGCAAGACUUACUCUUCCAGAUCUGCUAUGGAAUGUACGGAUUCAUGGACAUUGUCUGCAUCGGUUUGAUUAUUCAUGAGGGGCCAUCUGUAUAUCGUAUCUUUAAGCGUUGGCAAGCAGUUAACCAGCAAUGGAAAGUACUGAACUAUGAAAAAUCCAAGGACUUGGAGGAUCAGAAGAGCAGCAUGAACCGUAACAGGAACUCACGGACCGAAAGGUCAUCUACAACACACAGUUCCAGAGGCAACCAGCCAAUGGCAACCAUGUCCAAUCAUCACUGUGCAUACACUAUUCUACACAUUCUCAGCCAUCUGAGGUCUAAUGAACAGAGGCACCAACCAAAUGCAAACAGAGAACUGGUAAUGAGAGUGACCACAGUCUGAGAAAAGAUUUGCUUUAUGGAUACCAUGAUGAAGCAUUUUAACAUGGGAAUGAUAGCACAGCAAGAGUGAAGAGGCUGAGAUGAGAAGCUCAUGGUAGUAGGACAACAUUGGGCAUCGUGAAUCUACAAGGUCUGUCUGUGGAAAUAGGCUACAACUAAGGCCACAGAAUGGAAAUUAGUCCAUUCAUAGAGUCACUGUAUAAUCCGAACUGCCUGUGAAAUGAGAUAAAAAUGGCCACAACUGUUAAACAAUUGUUUGAGCAAAGUUUUAUUCUUUGAUUCAGAACUAACUGCCAAAUGGAUUACUUAACUGUGAUUCAGGCCUAGUAGUCCCAUUCAGCAGGUUGCUUUUAUCAUUACAAUAUUUCCAUUGCCAACAUCUGCUGACUGUACAAAAUGGAAACAAGACCAUUCACAACCUGGUGUUGUUGUUUGACUCUGGGUUGAACUACUGACCCAGAUUUGCCCUCACCAAACCAUCAAUUUAGAGCAUGGCACCAGAGCUUGCUUUCAUCCCUACCUUAACUCAUGUGCUGCUGUAUUUUUUUGUUGUGUCUUGUCUGUUCUUGUUCCUAUGUAGAAAUACAUCCUAAACUUUAUUUAAAAAAUACUUUCCUGGCUGGCCUCAUACCUACCACCCUUUUUAAACUUGGCAACUACAAAUUUGGUUGCCUGUAUUAUAACUUCCACCGAAUACCAUAGCCUGAUCACCCUAUGCCUUAAAAAUAUUCAAUGACCUUGUCUCCUAAGGCAGAGUUCCAAAGUGUCACAACUUUCAAAGAUAAAGAAAAUCUCUUCUGUGUCCUAAAGGGUGACUACUAAUUUUUAAACAGUCCCCUCUUUGUUUUCAACUGACCCACAAGAGAAACAUCCUUCCCAUGUCCACCUUGUCAAGACCAUUCAGGAUCUUAUACACUUCAAUCAAAUCACCCCUCACUCCUCUGAAUUCCAGUGGUUGCAAGCCUGGCUAUAAAGUCAUACAGUAUGGAAAUAGUUCCUUUGGUCCAAUCAGUCCAUGCCGACCAUGUUUCUUUUUCAAUUGUGGGAUAACUCUGUUGAUAUCUGCUCAAUUUGUGUAAAAAACUGCAGAAAUUUACUCAGCUCUCUUUGUCAGUAGUACUUGCCAAUACCCUAUUAACAAAUCAACUUUAGAUAAAAAUUACAAAUUACCAACCCUAUCAAUGCAAUCUUCUAGACUGGGAAUAGGGUAUGAAUCCAUCUGUGUGAUUGCAUUCACUUUCCUGUAGUCUACACGUAAUCUAAUUGAACCUUCUGGUUUAGGAACCAAUACUACAGGAGGACUCCAAUUACUCUGACUUGGUUUGAUCAAUUGAUUCCCCAAUGUGGAUUGAAUUUCCUUUGUUACUUUUGCCUGUUUAUCUGGAUUUAACCAUUGCGGUCGUUGUUUUAUCUGGUCCAAAUUAUCUACAUCCGCUCAAGUGCAUCGUU